AUGCCGGAAGGUGCUGCAGUACCAGAGAAAAUCACUGAGAUAAAGGAGUACCAGGGCCCCUCUCCUCCCGCCGCCCCCCUCCGCCCGCGCCCGCCCUGCCCCCCGCCGCGGGGCCCGGGCCGCGGCAAUAAGAGCGCCAGCGGCGGCGGCUCCCGCGGCUCCUGCUCUGCCCCGCCUCGGCCCGGCGGGCGGGAGCAGCUGCGCGAUGCCCUCGCCGCCGCCGCCGCCGUGGGCUGCCUCGGACCCAGGGAGACCGAGGCCCGGCGCCAGGGGGAGAGGGCGCAGCGCGAGGCCCACGGAAAGACGGAGAAGCAGCUGCAGAAGGACAAGCAGGUCUCCCGGGCCCCGCGCCGCCUGCCGCUGUUGGGUGCGGGAGAAUCUGGCAAAAGCACCACUGGGAAGCCAGUGGGGAUCCUGCCUGUUAAUGGGGUUAAUGGAGAGGGCGGCGCCGAGGACCCGCAGGCUGCAAGGAGCAACCGCGAAGGAAUGGAUUACCCCAGAUGAUGGCUGCAGUUUACCAUCUUCCCGGCUGUGUCCUGUCACACCUUGCAUGCUGCAAUUACCCCGCCUUAGAAACUUAUAAUAAGAAUACUCUUCUGUUAUGGGCGGCAAGGGAUGGAGCCCUGCCACCUAACUUCUAAAGAUAACUGAAAAAAACAAAAACAAAAAAACAAAAGAAAAGAAAAACCUUAUAAAACACACACACGCAAAAAACCCCAAAAGUGAAAUCCCUAACUGGCAAAAAUGUAGUGUACCUAACCAAAACAGCCAUCUUUGUAACGUGAUUGACAGCUCAUACUGUACCAAAAGGGGGCAUUUAAGAAAUAUGAUAAGUCCUUAUUGAACAACCUGUGUGCUAGAUGCUCUGCUAAAAACCCGUGAGCCCUACUAACAACUUGCCUGCACUUCCGUGAAUCUGUUGUACAAGUAAAUAUAAGUAUCAA
This is a messenger RNA of Manis javanica (Malayan pangolin), 944 nucleotides long. Lineage: Eukaryota; Metazoa; Chordata; Mammalia; Pholidota; Manidae. The record is from RefSeq and is a predicted model, not a curated record.